UGCAGAUCGAAAUCAGCUGUGAGGAAUUGGCUUCAGCAUGCUUCAGCCAGUUUUGAGAGUGGACAGAGUUUUUGGCAGCCAGUUUGGUUGAAUUCUGCAAAAUGAACGCCAUUGGAACAACUGUUCAGCACUUGAUGUUCGUUGGCAAGCUGGGGAUGCCAUGACAGGUCCUGACUGGGAAAAUGGUUUUAGUGACGCACUGCGAAACUUUGAGGAAGCAGUAACUCUGUGGAGACGGCGAGAAGAGGCAACCUGCGAAGAGAAGAUUGCGGGCCGCAAUUUGAAUCAACGCACGGUGGCUAGUUGCGACUUCACUGCAGAGGACUGCUUGAAAGCUCACUUUCCUGAUCGGGAGGAUGAUGAGAGUGACGCACCCUUGCAGACACUUGUGAAAGUUGCCAAGAGCCAGCGCGAGGAGCUCCAGGAGGUCUUAGAGCUGGUGCGAAAUCAUUCAGAACGCUUUGAAGGUCACACCCAGCUGACUGCCCAACUGCCCGAGCAAGGCAAAGCGGCUCGCAAGAGUGGGGCUGAUGUGGUUGCCCUUUUGGCGGAGCUUCUUGAUGUGGCGUCGCGCAACCUCAGUAAGACCCGGAAAGAGGAUGACCGCCGUGAGGAACGCAAUGGACGAGGACGUGAAGAAAACCGUAUCCGUGAACGCCGUGAUGUACGCAAGGAAGAAUAUCGCCGCGAUGAUCGCCGGGAAGAAGAAAGAUAUGAUAAGGAUCGACGAAGGCGAGAAGGUGGAGGUCGUGACGAUGGGCGAGGUCGUGAUCGAGACUAUCGGGGCAAGGAAGACUAUCGCCGCGAAGAUCGUCGCCACGAUGAUGAACGUUAUGAAGAUGAUCGCCGGCAAGGCCGUGAUGACGGGCGUCAUUAUCGCGCCAAGGAUGACUAUCGCCGUGAAGAUGGACGCCGAGAAGAGCGCUAUGAGGAUGGCCGCCGCCCCCCAGGGCCACGCCGCGAGGAGAUGCGCCCUCGGUCUCGCAGCAGAGGGGAUGCAGCUUGAUGCUCCAACUGGCCGAAGAGGAAUAUAUCUCAAUCCUGAAUCUGGAUAUUCUUAUUAUCAAUAAUUGGUCAAAA
Durusdinium trenchii is the source of this 1080-nucleotide messenger RNA. NCBI's taxonomy places the organism in Eukaryota, Dinophyceae, Suessiales, Symbiodiniaceae. The record is from the annotation of a GenBank genome assembly.